GAAGGCAUUAAUAAACUCUUUCAUGGAUACUUGUAUCAAAAUGAGGAGGCUUCAAGGAAAAGAUGUGAGAAUAUUCUGUUAUCCCUCUCUGGAACAAUGACAGAGAAGCUGAAGAAAGGAUCCUAUGCCAUACCUGGUGGUUAUGUUCUCUUCUCCCAGGACCUUGAAGACAUUGUGAAGAAAUAUAAAAUUCAAGCCAAUAAAGGAGUCAAGGAACUGAGUUUAAUAUUACAAGCUUUAUUACAUUUGCCUGAUUGUCUUCUACCAGAGGAAAGAGAGAAGGCCGUUCUCCUGGCUCAAGAAAUAAACACCAUGGAACAGAAGCAGCGACAGCUAGAAGAGAAGAUGGAAGCAGAGAGAAGGAGUAAUGAAGAGAGGAUGAGACAGAUGAGGGAGAAGAUGGAUGAGGAGAUGAGGCUUCAGAGAGAGGAGGCCGAGCGUGCCAUGGACAGCAAACUGAGGGAGCAGGCUGCUCUGCUGGAUAAGGGCUUUCAGGAGAAGGCUGACAGGAUGUCUGAAGAGAUGGAGGACUUCAGGAGGAAGAAUAAAAACGCAGAGAAGGAAAGUCAAAAACUGUUUGAAAAGAUGAUAGCAAACAUGAACAAAAGACACGCUGAGACUAUGAAUCUGAUGAAGAGGCAACACAGCGAGCAGAUGGAGGCAAUCAUGAGCAUGCCGAAGCCCUCGUCUGACUCCUCCGCUCUGGUCUUACGUCUGCUACUCAUUGGUCUCAGCAGCAUUACCGGUGGCUCACGUCCCUGUUAAAGCAGUCAUCUAUCCCUGUUAAAGCCAUCUGUCUGACAGACGCUUUCAGCCAAAGCAAUGUACAUGCUAGAUUAAUGAACUAGUGAUGGAGGCUGUCCAUCAGGGUUCCAUAUCAUCAGGAGCAAGUGGAGUUCAAUGUCUUCUGUAAUACUGGAAACAUUAUGUGUUUUACAGUGAAUUUCUGGCAGCUGACACUUUUUAAUUCCCUUUAUCUUUAUUCCAAAGACAAAUGAUAUUGUUUGUACAGAAACUGUAUUUUAAUAUUAUUAAUCCCUCCCCAACCAACCCAGAACAAACUGCCUAAUA
Messenger RNA from Sinocyclocheilus rhinocerous, 1071 nucleotides. Its product is annotated as guanylate-binding protein 1-like. Gene Ontology annotation, molecular function: GTPase activity; GTP binding. The transcript has 2 exons. The record is from RefSeq and is a predicted model, not a curated record. Lineage: Eukaryota; Metazoa; Chordata; Actinopteri; Cypriniformes; Cyprinidae. The annotation marks the transcript as partial.